AUGGAUUUGCUUCUCAACCUCGACCUGCUGUCCUUGGUUACCAAGGUUAGCACCGAGCUGCAAAACCACGUCGGUGUUAGCGACAGGACCCUUGCCGAGUUUCUCAUCGCGCAGCGCGUCGAAAGCAAAUCUUCCGAUGAGUUUCGCAAGAAGCUCGACGGCAUCGGCGCCGACUUCCCGCCGAGUUUGGUCGACAGCCUGGAUCGCCUGGUGGUCUCGCUGCACCCCAAGUUCAAGAAGCCAGACGGUGGAGCGGCAAAUGGCGAAGAAGAGCAUCACCACACCCGGACGCUGGAGGAGAAGGAGAAGAUCUUCAGCGGGCUGUCGCUUCCAGACAGACAGGUCGAGAACGACGAGGCAGAUGCCAUAGACGACACCCUGGCCCUGCUCGAAGGGCUAGACGGGAAAGCCGGCAAAUCGAAGGCGACGAGGAAACGAAGUCGCAGCCCGGAGGACGACCUGAAGGAGCCGAGACGAAGGCGGCGCGACAGGUCACGAUCACGAGAGAGGCGCAAGAAGGACAGGUACCGGUCACGGUCGCGCUCGCAAGAUCGAGGCGACGAGGACUGGCGGGAUGGGUUCCGCGACUCACGGAAAGACAAGAGAGGACGGAGGCGGUACGACGAUGACGAACGACACGAACGACACGACCGACUCGAUAGACCGCCGGAGCCCGAAGUCGAUGAAACACCACAGAUGCACAAGAUUUAUGAGGGUCAUGUCACGGGACUCAAAGAUUUCGGCGCCUUUGUCAACCUGCACCAUGUGCGAGGCAAGGUCGACGGUUUGGUACACAUAUCUCGACUAGCUGCCGGGCAGCGUGUCAACCAUCCGUCAGAUUUGCUCUCCAAGGGGCAGCACGUGUUCGUCAAGGUCACAAGUAUCGAGGGACACAGGAUAGGCUUGUCCAUGAAGGACGUGGACCAGGAGACGGGCAUGGAUCUCGAACCUCAAGCCCGGUUCACGACCGGUGCCAACAUGGAGGCUCUUGGUGGCGGCGCCAGGAACGGCUUUGCGCCGGAGCCUGCUGCGAUGCCGCGCGACACGCUUGGGCCUCCGAAACGCCAGAAGAAGCGCAUGACGUCUCCUGAAAGGUGGGAGAUCCGGCAGCUCAUCGCGUCUGGAGUGGCCAAGGCGUCCGAUUACCCCGACCUGGAAGAGGAUUACAACGCCACGCUGCGUGGAGAUGGCGAGUUAGAGCUGGAAGAAGACGUGGACAUCGAAGUUCGAGAAGAAGAGCCACCGUUCCUUGCCGGCCAGACCAAGCAGUCACUAGAGCUGUCGCCGAUCCGAGUCGUCAAGGCACCUGAUGGAUCCAUGAACCGAGCAGCCAUGUCCGGAACGAACCUUGCCAAGGAGAGAAAGGAGUUGAAGCAGCAAGAAGCCGAUGCGGCGGCGAAGGAGGAGCCCAAGGAGAACCUGGCAGCGCAGUGGCACGACCCCAUGGCGGACCCCGACAAACGCAAGUUUGCCAGCGAUUUGAGAAGCGCCAGGCCAAAUGUCAAGAACGAAGAGGCGCCUGAGUGGAAACAGGCCGUCAUUCCCAAGGGCCAACCACUCGGCAAGAGAACAUCGCUGAGCAUCAAGGAACAGCGAGAGUCGCUGCCUGUUUACGCGUUCCGCAACCAGCUCAUCAAGGCAGUCAGGGAAAACCAGAUCCUGAUUGUUGUUGGUGAGACCGGCUCAGGAAAGACGACUCAGCUCACACAGUAUCUGGCAGAAGCGGGCUUCGCCAAUGACGGAAUCAUCGGAUGCACGCAACCCCGUCGUGUCGCCGCCAUGUCCGUGGCCAAGCGCGUGGCUGAGGAGGUUGGCUGCAAGCUGGGCGAGGACGUCGGCUACCUCAUCCGGUUCGAAGAUUGCACGAGCCCGUCUACGAAAAUCAAGUACAUGACGGACGGUAUGUUGCAGCGAGAGAUUCUCAUGGAUCCCGAUAUGAAACGGUAUUCAUGCAUCAUGCUUGACGAGGCGCACGAGCGCACCAUCGCGACAGAUGUGCUGUUUGCUCUCCUCAAGAAGGCGCUCAAGCACAGACCUGACCUCAAGGUCAUCGUCACUUCGGCCACCCUCGACGCUGACAAGUUCUCGGCAUAUUUCAACGAGUGCCCGAUUUUCACGAUUCCUGGACGAACGUUCCCCGUCGAGAUCUUGUACUCAAGAGAGCCGGAAUCGGACUAUCUGGAUGCAGCUCUCGUCACGGUGAUGCAAAUUCACCUGACGGAACCCAAGGGUGACAUCCUGCUGUUCUUGACAGGACAAGAGGAAAUCGACACGGCUUGCGAGAUCCUUUUCGAGCGGAUGAAGGCUUUGGGACCGAGCGUACCAGACCUUAUUAUCCUGCCCGUUUACUCACAAUUACCCACCGAGAUGCAGAGUCGCAUCUUUGACCCGGCGCCUCCGGGUAGCCGCAAGGUGGUGAUUGCCACCAAUAUCGCCGAGACGUCCAUCACGAUUGACGAAAUCUAUUACGUCGUGGACCCGGGUUUCGUCAAGCAGAACGCCUACGAUCCGAAGCUGGGCAUGGACUCGCUGGUCGUGACGCCCAUUUCUCAGGCUCAAGCGAACCAGCGAGCUGGCCGAGCCGGUCGCACAGGCCCAGGCAAAUGCUUCCGCCUGUAUACCGAAGCGGCGUACCAGUCCGAAAUGCUUCCGACCACGAUUCCCGAGAUCCAGCGACAGAACUUGGCGCAUACGAUCUUGAUGCUUAAAGCCAUGGGCAUCAACGACCUGCUGCACUUCGACUUCAUGGAUCCGCCGCCCAUUAAUACAAUGUUGACAGCCCUGGAGGAGCUCUACGCCCUGAGCGCCUUGGACGACGAAGGGCUUCUGACGCGGCUGGGCAGAAAGAUGGCCGACUUCCCCAUGGAGCCGUCACUGGCCAAGGUACUCAUCGCGGCGGUGGACUAUCAGUGCUCCGACGAGAUGCUCAGCAUCGUGGCCAUGCUCAACCUGCCCAACGUCUUCUACCGGCCCAAGGAGAAGCAGCAGCAAGCCGACCAGAAGAAGUCCAAGUUCCAUGACCCGGCCGGCGACCACCUCACGCUGCUCAACGUGUACAACUCGUGGAAGCACAGCGGCUACUCCAACCCGUGGUGCUUCGAGAACUUCAUCCAAGCCCGCUCCAUGCGCCGCGCCAAGGACGUCCGCGACCAGCUCCUCAAGAUCAUGGACCGGUACCGCCACCCCGUCGUGACGUGCGGCCGCGACACGCAAAAGGUCCGUCGCGCGCUGUGCACGGGCUUCUUCCGCAACGCAGCCCGCAAGGACCCCCAGGAGGGCUACAAGACGCUCACCGAGGGCACGCCCGUCUACCUGCACCCGUCGUCGGCGCUGUUCGGCAAGCAGGCCGAGUGGGUCGUCUACCACACCCUCGUCAUGACCACGAAGGAGUACAUGCACUGCACCACCAGCAUCGAGCCCAAGUGGCUCGUCGAGGCGGCGCCCACGUUCUUCAAGGUCGCGCCCUCGGAUAAGCUCAGCAAGAGGAGACAGCAGGAGAGGAUCCAGCCCUUGUACAACAAGUACGCGGGCGAGGACGACUGGCGGCUCAGCGCCCAGCGGAGGGGCGGCAGGGGCGGCGGUGGCGGCGGCACUUGGGGUUAA
Purpureocillium lilacinum is the source of this 3603-nucleotide messenger RNA. Its product is annotated as DEAH-box ATP-dependent RNA helicase prp22. Gene Ontology annotation, cellular component: catalytic step 2 spliceosome; intracellular anatomical structure. Gene Ontology annotation, molecular function: RNA binding; ATP hydrolysis activity; RNA helicase activity. Lineage: Eukaryota; Fungi; Ascomycota; Sordariomycetes; Hypocreales; Ophiocordycipitaceae. The record is from RefSeq and is a predicted model, not a curated record. Gene Ontology annotation, biological process: spliceosomal complex disassembly.